AUGAAUAAAGAUCCCAACGUAGCGAAACAAUUUAUUAUGUACACAAAUGACUCAGUAGAAGCAACAUUCUAUGAUGGUACGAAAAUAUUCCUUGCGCCAUGUGCUACUGAAUACGUUGUUCAACAAGGCAACCAUGCACAAGGUGUUAUGACAAUGAAACAUCGUACGAUAUAUACAACGAGCACGUUAUUACCACGGAUUCGAUCGGUGUUGACAUUUCGCAAUCUCUACGCUCAGCAGCCAUUUCUUGUUCCAAACCUUGUCGAUUCCGAUCAAUGUUAUCAAUCCACAGGUACAGCAACUCAUGUACGUUGGUCUCCUAAUGUGUCACUUCCAACGACUGCCGACGACGAUCCAACUCAAACGUGGUCAUGGACAUCGCUGUGCGGUCGAGCACGAAUCGAAAUUUCUCAAUGUCGACAGAUUAUCUAUGUCACACAUCCUUUACAAGUCUCACGUAUUCUAACCAAGCAACAAAACGAUACAGAUAUCCCCACAAAGUACAUUCACGUCUUUGCACCUGUUCGUCGAUGUUUUUCAUCACAACGAAUUCCAGACUAUCUGUGUAAAUUUGUUCACAAGUGUUUUCAACUUAUUGAACGAUUAUCCAAUGAACAUAAUUCAUUCAGUACUGAUAAUGAUGUUGAUGAGGAUGAAGAUGAGGAUGAAAGUGAAUGGAGUUUUCAAUUACCGUUACCACUACCAAGUUCCUCGUGUCCAAAAGCGCAUCGCCAUCGUUUACAUCAUGAAAUGAUGUUCGAAGCUGACAUGCGUGUUUUGCAAACGGCAACAGUGAGUUAUCGACUAGAAUAUGAUCAUCCCACAAGUAUAGAAGCAUUGGUUCUUGACGAAAAUAGUCAACGUCUGAUUGAUUACGUUAUUACUACGGACAUUCAAUCGAGUUUCUAUAAUUAUUACUCAAUGAAAGACAGCCAAUGUCGUCUACUGACAUUAUCGGAACAUGCAUUACCACCUCAAAACGAACGAAUCUCUCAAAUUAUUCGGUUUAUGUCUAAUAUGCGUCAACGCAUACUUAGUAUGACUCGGCGUGUUCACGAAAAGCCAUGCUGGGUUCAAGACGAUGUAGUCAUAGACACCAGUGUCAACGAUACAAUCGAAGAGAUGAAAUCAGCUUCAUUGGCCGAUGACCAUGACAAUGAAGAUAAUAUUUAUCGUCAGACAUUCAUUCUUGACGCUGGACACUUCAAAUACUUUCACGACAAUCACGUUGAAAUCAAAUUUUCCAAUGGUUUUGUUUUGUACAUGACACCAGAACAAGUACAUUCUUGUCAAAUGAAUCCACAUGUUGAUUUUCAAUGUCGAAUAAUCGAUAAGAAAAAACAAAAGACUAUCGAUGUGUUCGAUGGAAUAUCUCAACCAGGCUGUUAUGAACAAUAUAUUUCUGCGGCAAUCGAUUGGUGCCUUUGGGCGUGGAAUGAAAAGCGAAUAGAAGAGCAGCGAAAUCUAGCCAAUAAUAUCCAGCAAGAACUCUUUCGUUUGAAACUGUUUACGAAUAUGAUGGAAAUUCAAGAUUAUCAACAGUCAGCAAUGGUGUCGACGCCAGUCACGAAUUCGAAUGAAUACUAUUCGCCGGAGGAUAUCAAACAAAUCCUUGCUCGCACGGCCAAGUUCACACAAUCAGAGUCAUCUUGA
This is a messenger RNA of Adineta ricciae, 1653 nucleotides long. Lineage: Eukaryota; Metazoa; Rotifera; Eurotatoria; Adinetida; Adinetidae. The record is from the annotation of a GenBank genome assembly.